Molecule: messenger RNA, 1605 nt
Organism: Nematostella vectensis (starlet sea anemone)
Lineage: Eukaryota; Metazoa; Cnidaria; Anthozoa; Actiniaria; Edwardsiidae
Product: fumarylacetoacetase
Exons: 15
Coding region: 77-1333 (418 amino acids)
Biological process (GO): homogentisate catabolic process; L-tyrosine catabolic process; L-phenylalanine catabolic process
Molecular function (GO): fumarylacetoacetase activity
Source: RefSeq, a predicted model, not a curated record
AGCCUCCGACACGCCCCCGGUUAAAGUUGAACCUUUCAACGUGGACGACUUCUUCCAUUUCUUCAAAUCUAAUAAGAUGUCUUUCAUUGAGAUCACCCUGGAUAAUCACUUCCCAAUCCAAAACUUACCGUACGGAGUGUUUUCAACUUCGGAAAAUGCGUGCAAGCGAAUCGGGGUUGCCAUCGGUGAUUACGUUUUGGACCUUAGCAUUGUUGCAGACCUUUUUGAUGGCCCUGCACUCAGCAAACAGAGAAAUGUCUUUAAAGAGCCUAGCCUAAAUGCAUUUAUGGGGCUUGGUCCUGCCGCAUGGAAGGAAGCUAGAGCCACCCUACAGAAGAUCCUUUCCAAAGAGGAGGCUGUUCUUAGAGACAAUGCAGACUUGAGAUCCAGAUGCCUUAUUCCUCAAAAUAAGGUGACAAUGCAUCUACCUGCAAAUAUUGGGGACUACACUGAUUUUUACUCAUCUGAAUAUCAUGCCACAAAUGUUGGCACUAUGUUUAGGGGAAAGGACAAUGCUCUUAUGCCAAACUGGAAACACCUCCCAGUAGGCUACCAUGGGCGUGCAUCAUCAGUCAUUGUCUCAGGAACACCAGUGCGCCGUCCUAUCGGGCAAACUCGUGCUGAUGAAACCAAGCCACCUGCAUUCGGUCCCUGCAAGUUACUGGACAUGGAAAUGGAGAUGGCAUUCUUUGUUGGACCUGGAAACAAUCUAGGGGAGCCUAUUCCAAUUGAUAAGGCGCAGGACCACAUCUUUGGAAUGGUGCUAAUGAACGACUGGAGUGCUCGUGAUAUCCAGAAAUGGGAGUAUGUCCCUCUUGGCCCAUUUCUGGCUAAGAACUUUGCUACCAGCAUAUCACCCUGGGUGGUAACCAUGGAAGCACUUCAGCCUUUUGUCACAGCCAACCCCGUCCAGAUUCCAGAGCCUUUGCCAUACCUUCAGCAUUCCGACCCAUAUACAUUUGACAUCAAAUUGCAGGUCGCUUUGAACUGCCCUGGAAUAAACAAUCCAGCUGUUAUCUGCAAUACAAACUUCAAGUACAUGUACUGGACACAGAAGCAGCAGUUAGCCCACCACACCAUCACCGGGUGUAACGUUCGGCCAGGUGACCUCAUGGGGUCUGGCACCAUUAGUGGGGAGACACCCGACUCCUAUGGCUCUCUUCUCGAACUCUGCUGGAAAGGCACAAAGCCGCUCGAUCUCGGUAAUGGCGUAACGCGGAAGUUCCUCCAAGACGGCGACGAGGUGGUCAUGACUGGGUUUGCCCAGGGUGACGGCUUCAGGGUGGGGUUUGGCGAGUGUAGGGCGGCCGUCCUUCCCGCAGUCAGCCUCUAGUUUAUAGAGACGGCAUUAUACUGAUGUGAGCUAGGAUUCGUUUGUAUUUGUAGGCAGAAAGGUAGCCCGUAUGUGCCCACACCGACCCCGACGUACGAGGUGUGCUUGUGUGGUGAUGGCUACUCUCAUCAACGAUACAGAAAAUAGUCAGAAGCCCUCGGAAUUACAUUAAAUGUAAUUAUUCUCAGCGUGUGUUGCGACGUUGCAGGGAAAAUAAUUUGCUGAGUAGAAAGGGUUGAAGUGGUACAAAAAUAAAUGCCCUAUUUAGUCUG